This is a messenger RNA of Cyclocybe aegerita, 3555 nucleotides long. Lineage: Eukaryota; Fungi; Basidiomycota; Agaricomycetes; Agaricales; Hemipholiotaceae. The record is from the annotation of a GenBank genome assembly.
AUGUCCGAGUCCUCGUCGCUGCCAUCUCGUCCAGUCACUCCGGUAAACCUGCAACCACCAGACCAGCUCCCCACAGCGCGUCCGUAUCGGUUUACAUGGGACCCGUCAUCGCGCAGACCAGGUCCGGAGAGUGUGUCGGGCACGACAGAGGGCAGAGGAGGUGAUGACUUCGGCGGUGGUGCACAUCCGCUGGGCUUUUUGAAUACCUCUGCGACAUCACUUGCACUGGGAAGUUUACCAACGGAAUGGAGCAGUUCACGGACAGGAUUUCAUGCGAUAUCGACUAUGCUCAAUAACCCACAUAAACGCCAGGCUCCGCCGAAAGCUCAUUCAUCUCUGCCAACGGUACCACCGGCAGACCUUCCGCGCGUGCGCCGAAAGGACUUUGAGUCGUACUUACGCUCCAUAGGACCAGAAUGGGAGCGGUAUGAGCACAAUACACGACUGGAACAAGAGGGACCAGCGCAGAUCGACGACAGCCAAUGGACACCACGAAAUUCAAUCAGCGGUGAGGAUCCGCAGACACCCCAACCAGCUUCACAGCUCGUGAAUUCUCAAGGGAAGGCUAUACCGCCUCUCGAUUCAGUGCCAUCCGUUUUCUUCGAGAAAGACUUCCAUCUAGGCGAACCACGGACUUUUGCUGCUGUUACGGAACUGGACGCGGCUGCUGCGCUAUCAACGCCCAGGGACGAUUCCUUCUCAGAUCCUUUCUCUCUAUCACACUCUCUGCCCCUGCUAGAGAAGUUCUCUCACUACGCCGACACGGUCGAGCAACACCUCGUUCGCGAAAUAUCUAUCCGUUCAACGUCUUUCUUCGCCGCCCUGACAAAUUUACACGACCUACAAUCCGAGUCUGAACAAUGUUUAGACCGAAUAGGCAGGCUUCGUACACAAUUAAAGAACGUGGACGAAAAUAGUGCUAAGCGCGGGCUGGAGAUGGUCAGGAAGGAGAGCAAGAUGGCAAACUUGGGGAAGGUCCGAGAUGGAGUCAAGAUGAUCAGCGGGAUUGUGGAGAUGUCAGGUGUCGCGAAAAGCUUGGUUCACGCAGGACAAUGGGGCGAAGCUCUUGGUGUCAUUGAAGACCUCGAAAGGUUGUGGGAAGCAAGCGAACCUCCACCACCAGAUAGCGCGACAAGCACUCUUGACAUGAAGCCUACGCUGCAGAAUGGGAAUGGUACUGACUUGUCGUCAUUAUCGCCGACUCCUGAAGAGCAAGCAGAGGACGAGCAAUUCGAAACAGCGGAAGGACAAGAAUUCACAAAACACGAAUCAUCGCGACAACCUGUUCCUCUGUCUUCCCUGCAUGCUUUCUCAGCCCUUCCAUCACAUCUUCGAGUGCUGACUAUGGAGAUUGCUGCUUCACUAUCUUUGGAAUUCGUCUCUGUGCUACGGAAUGACCUAGAAUUGCGGAUAACCGGCGAUGGAAAGCCAAGGAGCUCUGAUACUGACCAAGGCCUGAAGGAUAGGUUGAAACCCUUACUGGUUAACCUUGUGCGGACGAAAGGUUUGAAGGAGGGUAUGCUAUCAUGGAGAGAAGCCGCGCUACUGGAGGUUGGGGGGAUUAUCAAAAAGAUAAUACCAUCCUUCGAACCUGACGGCGAAGAAGGAAGUGGUUCCCAAUAUGAGGCCAAACCUGGAUUAGCAAACCAUCUGCGGAGCAUGCAUCAUCCCGAAUUUGUUGUCCUAAUUCAACAAAUAUAUCGAAGCCUGUUCAAUGGUUUAGAAGGGUUAAAGGCACAAAGCACUGUCAUCGUUGAUGUUCUAGGAGCCAUCGGAUCACAAGCUCGGCGAAAAGUCACAAAUAUCCCAGCAGUCGAGGAAGAUUUGACGGACAUCAUUUCUUCAUCAGCCGAACUGGCAAGCAUCCAAGCGGCGAAAGUGAUCUCAUUUAGAGCAGAGCAACAUGCCGUGUUAGAACUCGCGGAAUUCCUGACUUUCUUCAAUGAUUCGUGGGCAUUCGUUAUCAAAUGCGAAAAGCUUUCUCGCAGGAUGAUUAUCGGGUUGCGAGGGACGGUGGCUAGUCAGGCGAAACAAUUUCUUCAGGCUUUCCACCAAAUCCGACUUACCCGAUCGGCGAAACUCGUGGAAGACGAACUCUGGAACCAGACAGAGGUUACUGCUGCACUUCAGCAUAGCACCAACGUCAUCGUCGAUUCUGCGGUCCGCGAUCCUCCUGAGCUCGUCAUCACAUCUGACGAGGCGAUCUUCAGUCCAUACGCCACCACUACAUUCCCGACUUCCGAGACAAAUGGCACCACUCGUGUGGCAGGUCAAUCUCCGUCAAACGCCGGUCCCAGUACCAAUGGUGCUUCGAGUGCGACUGGGUCGGGCACGAAACACCUACGAAUUGAGGAUCGCUCGUACUAUGUCGUGCUAGCAACGUCGGAAAUGCUCACGCUGGUAUUGGACUACCUACGCAUUGUGAUCAACCUGCCGACACUGACGACUGAUACAAUGAAUCGUGUCAUUGAGUUCUUGAAGGCGUUCAACUCCAGGACUUGUCAAGUUGUGUUGGGUGCUGGUGCUAUGCGAUCUGCUGGACUGAAAAAUAUUACCGCUAAACACCUUGCUUUGGCGUCGCAGUCGCUAUCGAUCGUUUUUGAGCUCAUUCCAUAUGUCCGAGAGACGUUCAGACGCCACCUUAAGCAACAGGAAGCAGGAUUGCUGGUCGAGUUUGACAAGCUGAAACGGGACUAUCAAGAGCAUCAAAAUGAGAUCCACUCUAAGCUUGUUGCCAUUAUGGGUGAUAGGCUAAAUGCCCACAUCAAGUCUCUCAAGGCUGUCGACUGGAGUGUGCCGAAACCGAGUGGUGGAGUCAACGACUACAUGGAGAUCCUAAUCAAGGAGACUGUCACACUUCACAAAGUUCUAUCGCGAUAUCUUGCACCACCUGUCGUUGAGUACGUGAUGACGCAGGUGUUCGCAGCUAUCAAUCACCGGCUUUCGGAAGAAUACAACGCCAUUGAGCUGCCUCAUCAGGAGGCUAAGAACAGACUUCUUGCGGAUGCGAGGUAUCUCCAUCAAAAGCUCGCAGCCUUGAAGAAUGUAGGGACUCCUACAGGUAUGCUCGAGACCGUUGUUGCGGAGAAGCCUCUUCCACGUCCAGGUGGGUUGAGCUCGGACAACGUGGCCAAUGGAAGCAGCCCCAACACACCAGCGAAAGCUUCAGCACCUGUGAAUGUGCCCACAAGAAGUAACACCCUCAGCACCAACGCGCGACUUAAGGGUCUGAUGUCUGGUACGAGAACAUCGUUCCUUUCUUCGGGCUCGUCGGGGCAAUCCCAACUAUCCAACACGGACAAAGCCCUGCCACUCCCUGCCCGGACGCCCUCACCGCCGCCCGUUCCUCCACCCUCGGACAAACCCCGAUCACCGGUCCCACCGCCGCAGACCCUCGGCGUCAACAAUAUCUAUGGCCUCGGUGCAAGUCAGGAUCAGUUGGCGAGCGGUAGUCAACUAUCGCUAUCGAUGACUACCUCCCAAAACCCGGAAACCGGCGGUGGACCAGGUUUCCGGCGCGUCAGUACCGAUUCAGGUCCAAACAACCCGAAGUAA